CCCGUAAAUGAUAAUGUGGAAAACUUGCAAGGGACAAUGAGUAAUGACAGUGGAAUAAAACGAAAAAUGUACGAUGAAAAGAUGGGUGUGUUUGAAGAUGAACUAUCAAAGAUAGUGGGAUUGAAUAAGCUCAAAAUACGGUUGAGGACAUGGGCAAAGGGAGUGCUCAUGGACGAGAUGCGUCGAGCCGUUGGGAUAGACCUCGGACCAAGAAAAAAACCUCACAUGGUAUUUCUAGGAAAUCCCGGGACAGGUAAGACAACCGUAGCACGAAUCUUAGGCAAAAUACUCCAAUCUGUUGGUGUGCUUUCUUCUGAUAAAGUGACAGAAGUACAAAGAACUGAUUUGGUAGGAGAGUACAUUGGUCACACUGGAACCAAGACUAGAAAAAAAGUAUGGACUCAUUUAUAUAUGAUGAUUCAUGAAACUCCAUUUUGUUAUGUACGUUGUUAG
Erythranthe guttata (spotted monkey flower) is the source of this 453-nucleotide messenger RNA. RefSeq names its product protein CfxQ homolog. Lineage: Eukaryota; Viridiplantae; Streptophyta; Magnoliopsida; Lamiales; Phrymaceae. Gene Ontology annotation, molecular function: ATP hydrolysis activity; ATP binding. The record is from RefSeq and is a predicted model, not a curated record.